Messenger RNA from Neopsephotus bourkii (Bourke's parrot), 694 nucleotides. RefSeq lists its product as uncharacterized. The record is from RefSeq and is a predicted model, not a curated record. NCBI's taxonomy places the organism in Eukaryota, Metazoa, Chordata, Aves, Psittaciformes, Psittacidae. The annotation marks the transcript as partial. The transcript has a single exon.
GAGGUCGAAAGACUCUCAGCAGAGAUCUGUUUGCUCCCGAUCCAACUGCACACCGGUGCCGGGCAGCGCUUGCCCCGAAGUCCCACACCGCCCUUCCCCCAGGUACCCUUCUCCACGGGCCGGGCUCCGGCUAGCAGCCGGGCAGCCAAGAGCAGGGCGGGAUGCUACAGCUCACUGCGCCCUGCGCACCGCCCUCCUCCCCCUGCGGCUGCAGCGGGGCAGGAGCUCGGCGCGGCCCGGCGGGGCGGACCAGGGCGGACCGGGGCGGACCGGGGCGCACCUGGGCCCCAGCCCGGCGGAGGCGGGCGCAACGGGGCGGAGGGAGCCCGUCCUCCCUCCCUCCCUCCCACCCACUCUCCCUCCCUCGUUCCCUCCCGUCCCUGCCCCCUCCCCCCUCAUCCCUCCCUCUGUGCGCGCCGGCGGCGGCGCCGCGGUCCCUCCGUCCCUCCGUCCCUCCCUCCCUCCAUCCGCGCCCGCGGAACCCCGCGCAGCGCCCGCAGGUAAGCGCCCCGCGGAGAGGAUGGGAUGGGACGGGACGGAGCGGGGGCGGGAGGUGUCCCGCCUGCGGGGAGCUGCCCGCUGCUCUCUCCCCGCGGGCUCUGUGUCUAUGGUGCCUCUUUCCCCUUCUUUUUUCGGCGGUUUCUUCAGUAUUUCGGACAGUGGUGCGAAGUUUGGCGGGUGCGCGGCAGGGUAA